Lactuca saligna is the source of this 2810-nucleotide messenger RNA. NCBI's taxonomy places the organism in Eukaryota, Viridiplantae, Streptophyta, Magnoliopsida, Asterales, Asteraceae. The record is from the annotation of a GenBank genome assembly.
UUUUAAAAAAAACUAACAACAAGCAAAUAAGAGUGGGCAAAGAUCUAUCGUUUUAUGAGAUAGAUAGUUUACAUUCGUAUAUUCCCCCGAAGCAAUUCUUGGCUGAAAAGACAUAGGAAAACCGAUUGCUCGCUCUCCAAAAAGUCAAACAAACAAUCUCCCCAUACUUCACGAGCUUCUAUUAAAAAAACGCAAGAAAGAUAUCUCAUAUUUUGAUUAUUCUCCAAAAAGAUUCAUAUUUGAUUCCAUUCGCUUUCUCACUUAUUUCCACGAACAAUCAAAACCCAUAUCAUAAAAUCUUUCAUCAUAUACCCAUUUAUUACACCAAUCUCUCAAUCAAGACCAUGUUGAUAGCUUAAUACGCCAUAAGAUCAAGCCUUCGAUCGUCAAACUUCAUGGGUUUGGAGGGAAGCAACCAAACGAUCUUGAGCAAUGAUCAGAAGAACACUACAGAUAAGAAAUCAAACCCUAAACUAACUUUACUACCUCUAAUCGCCCUAAUUUUCUACGAAGUUUCCGGGGGUCCAUUUGGUGUAGAGGAUUCAGUCAAAUCAGGAGGUGGAGCUCUACUUUCAUUACUAGGGUUCUUAAUUUUCCCCAUUUUCUGGAGCAUCCCAGAAGCACUAAUCACAGCAGAACUCGCCACAAGCUUCCCUGAAAACGGCGGUUAUGUCAUCUGGAUAUCAUCGGCGUUCGGCCCUUUUUGGGGUUUUCAAGAAGGGUUUUGGAAAUGGUUUAGUGGAGUUAUGGAUAACGCACUUUACCCUGUAUUAUUUCUCGAUUACUUAAAGCAAUCACUCCCAAUCUUCGAUCAAUUAUACGCUAGAAUUCCAACCCUUUUAGCAAUUACUAUCUUAUUAACUUAUCUGAACUACAGAGGCCUUCAUAUCGUCGGAUUUUCUGCUGUUCUUCUUGCUUCUUUCUCUCUCCUUCCAUUUGCAGUCAUGGGUAUUCUUUCAAUCCCCAAAAUCAUGCCUAAAAGAUGGAUAACUUUAGAUUUCAAGAAGGUUCAAUGGAGGGGUUACUUCAAUAGCAUGUUUUGGAACUUGAAUUAUUGGGAUAAAGCAAGUACAUUAGCUGGUGAAGUUGAAAAUCCUAGUAGGACGUUUCCGAAAGCUCUUUAUGGUGCUGUUAUUGUGGUGGUUUGUUCUUAUUUGAUUCCACUUUUGGCGGGAACUGGGUCGUUGGAAUCGGAUUCCAGUGAAUGGAGCGAUGGGUAUUUUGCUGAAGUCGGGUUUUUGAUUGGAGGAUCUUGGCUAAAAUGGUGGAUUCAAGCUGCUGCUGCUAUGUCGAAUUUGGGGUUGUUUGAAGCUGAAAUGAGUAGUGAUGCUUUUCAACUUCUUGGCAUGAGUGAAAUCGGAAUGCUUCCUUCUAUAUUUGCUUCCAGGUCAAAAUAUGGGACACCAACAAUCAGCAUAUUAUGCUCAGCAACGGGUGUCAUCUUUCUAUCAUGGAUGAGUUUUCAAGAAAUCUUGGAAUUUCUCAACUUUUUAUACGCAAUUGGAAUGCUAUUCGAAUUCGCAGCUUUUAUAAAACUAAGAUUAAAGAAACCAGAUCUUCAUAGACCUUAUAAAGUUCCUUUAAAAACAUUUGGUGCAACAAUGUUGUGUGUACCUCCUGCUACUUUACUUGUACUCGUGAUGUGUUUGGCUUCCUUAAGAACGUUCUUGGUGACCGGUGGUGUUGUUGCUCUAGGGUUUUGCUUGUACCCUUUUAUCAUUCAUGCGAAAAAUAAAAAUUGGGCCCACUUUGUUUCCAUUGAUGAUGUAAAAUUAAAUGAUUGUGAUUUGGAAGAUGAUGAAGACGUAUUGCGCCACGUGGCGGAUGAAGCCGGGGUCCGUUUACUAUCGGAUUCUUCGUCAUCUUCUAGUAUGGAAAAAAACCUCGGAGCAACAAUUCAAUUGCUGAAAUCAGCAAGCGCGAUUCAAUUCAGGUAUUCAAGACUAAAUGGGUGCGAAUCACUUGCAAAGAACAACUUCCUCAAAUUCUUGAUCCUAACAAUCGGUAGAGAAAAUCUCCCUCUUCACAACCGAUUAAUCACUUCAAUCGUAAAAAACGCCACUCUAUCCAAAACCCCACCACCAACAUUCAAAAAGUUCACAAAAUCCCUAAAUGUCAAGAUUGCGAGGGGACAAAGGAACAGUCUGCAGUCAUAUGUUCCUUCGUCCCCUCGCAAGAGCCGGUCCCCACGGGACCGGAAGUUAAAAGACCGUUUUAGCCCUCUCGGGCCAAACGGUAAAUCUGAUUUCCACCAAAGUCCAACCGAACUUCAUUCUCUCGGUAGCCGACCGCCAAUUGAGGUUUUAUCGGUUGAAGACGGCGAAGAGGUUGUUUCCGGAAGCCCAGGGAUUCAGAGUAGAAGCCCAGUCACAGCUCCUCUGGGUAUUUCAUUAAGCAAAACCCGAAAGAGCUUGUACCGGGCUUCUGUCCAUGGGCCUGCGAACGCUUCGCGGGCCCAUAUGUGUCAGAACAAUUUUGAAUUGCCCGAUAGUCGAUACUUGAGGGGGUGUUUGCGGCAAAAGUUGGAAGUUGAAGGGCUAAGUGUUUCCGAAGAUUGUGCGAAUUUGUUAAAUGUUGGUUUGGAUGCUUAUUUGAAAAGAUUGAUCGAGCCUUGUAUCAGUCAAGCCCGGUCAAGGCUCGGUCAAUCUCAAUCUCAAAGUCAAAGUCAAAUUGCCCCUGUUUUAAAUGGGCCGAGGGUAGUUUCGUCUGUUUUGGAUCUUAGUGUUGCGAUGGAGUGUGAUCCACGUAGACUUGGAGUUGACUGGUCAACGCAAAUGGAGAAAUUACGGUUUAGUACUUUUGAAGAAUAA